AUGCCGGUGCCGGGGCCGCGGCUCCGGCCUGGGGAAGAGGCAGGAAUCAGGCCUGGGCCUGCCCGCCCGCUCGUGCACACCCGGGAGUCCACCAGCGCCCCACCCUGCGCCGCCCGCGCCUGGAUCCUCGACCCCGCGGGUGAGGCCUACUACUGGUGGCUCAACCUCAUGGUGGUGCCCGUCAUGUACAACUGGAUCAUCCUGAUCUGCAGGGCCUGCUUCGUGGAACUGCAGGAGCGCUACCUGGUGCUGUGGCUGGUGCUGGACUACGCCUGCGACCUGCUCUACUUGCUGGACGUCACCGCACGCUUCCACACCGGCUUCCGGGAGGACGGCAUCCUGGUGCGUGCGCGGGGCCGCAUCGCGCGGCGCUACGUCCGGUCGCGCCAGGCUCUGUGGGAUGCGGCCUCGGCGCUGCCCACCGACCUGCUGUACGCGCGGCUGGGCCUGGGCGCGCCGGCCGUGCGCGCCAACCGGCUGCUGCGGGUCGGGCGGCUGUGGGAGGCCUUCGACCGCACAGAGACGCGCACGGGCCACCCGCACACCUUCCGCAUCGCCAAGCUGAUGCUCUACGUCUUCGUCACCAUCCACUGGAACGCCUGCGCCUACUUCGCCCUGUCCGAGUUCCUGGGCCGCGGCAGCGACACCUGGGUGUGCCCCGGCGCCGCUCAGCCUGGCUUCGACCGCCUGCGGCGCCAGUACCUCUACAGCUUCUACUUCUCCACGCUGGUGCUGACCACGGUGGGCGACACGCCGGAGCCGCAGCGCCCCGUCGAGAUGCUCUUCAUGGCCGCCGGCUUCCUGCUGGGCAUCAUGGGCUUCGCCACCAUCAUGGGCAGCAUCGGCUCGGUCAUCUCCACCAUGCGCAGCGCCGACGCCGCCUUCUACCCCAACUACGACCUGGUGAAGCACUACCUGCGGCUGCACCGCGUGGGCCGGCGCCUGGAGCGCCGCGUGGGCCGCUGGCACCAGCACCUGCGCCUGGAGAAGAAGCUGACGCACGAGGGCCGCAUCCUGCAGCACCUGCCCGAGCGGCUGCGGGCUGAGGUGGCGGUGAGCGUGCACCUGGCCACGCUGCGCAAGGUGCAGCUCUUCCAGAGCUGCGAGCGCUCGCUGCUGGAGGAGCUGGUGCUCAAGCUGCAGCCCCAGGUCUACAGCCCCGGUGAGUACGUGUGCCGCAAGGGCGACAUCGGCCGGGAGAUGUACUUCAUCCGUGAGGGGCGCCUGGCCGUGGUGGCCGACGACGGCGUCACGCAGUACGCCGUGCUGGGCGAGGGGCUGUACUUCGGGGAGAUCAGCCUCAUCAACAUCAAAGGUAACAAGUCAGGGAACCGGCGCACAGCGAACAUCAAGAGCAUCGGCUACUCGGACCUGUUCUGCCUGUCCAAGGAGGACCUGAUGGCCACGCUGGCCGAGUUCCCCAGCGCUAAGGCCAUGAUGGAGGUCAAGGGCCGCGAGAUCCUGCUCAAGCUGAACAAGCUGGACGUCAACGCCGAGGCGGCCGAGAUCGCGCGGGCGCAGGCAGCCGAGGCGCGGACGCAGGCCCUGGAGGCCGCACUCGACGCCCUGCAGACCAAGGUGGCGCGGCUGCUGGCCGAGCUCGAGUCCAGCGCCUUCAAGAUCGCUCUGCGCCUCGAGCGCCUCGAGUGGCAGACCCGUGACCGUCCCACGCCCCCCGGCGCCCACAGCCUGCCUGACCCCUGACCCCUGGCCCUGCUCCCGGUGGGGUGGGGCAGAGGAGGACGGGCCGUGGCCCACCCAAGCGCACCGGAGAGUCGGGAAAGAGUUAACCCGUCCCAUGCUCUGUCAACAGUUGCUAGGGAACCAGCACAACAGUCACUAGGCAACCGCUUCUCUGCCCCCCCCAGCAGCUCUGCCCCCUCCUGCCCCCCUGCAGCUUCCGCCC
This is a messenger RNA of Gavialis gangeticus (Gharial), 1906 nucleotides long. RefSeq names its product cyclic nucleotide gated channel alpha 4 (gene CNGA4). The coding region runs from base 1 to 1704 and encodes 567 amino acids. Lineage: Eukaryota; Metazoa; Chordata; Crocodylia; Gavialidae. Gene Ontology annotation, molecular function: intracellularly cAMP-activated cation channel activity; cGMP binding; protein-containing complex binding. The transcript is spliced from 6 exons. Gene Ontology annotation, cellular component: plasma membrane; intracellular cyclic nucleotide activated cation channel complex. The record is from RefSeq and is a predicted model, not a curated record. Gene Ontology annotation, biological process: monoatomic cation transmembrane transport.